AGAGGAGGCAGGUGGGCCGGGUGGAGGCCGCCGGAACCCGCCCGCCCUCACAGAGCUGGGGGCCCGCAGUCUGCUGCUGGAGCAGGAUGAACGCCAAGGCAGGAGCCCCAGGGAAGUGACUCCGGGACUCGGCACACAUGUGGCUGAAAGAAGGAACCGAGAUUCAGACACCGACACCCCCUGAGAGGGAAACAGAGGGGAAAACAGCCCGAGGGCCGGGUCCCAGGCGCAGACGGACACGCGCACGCGCCUGCUCUUCAGCCUCCGCACAGAGACCACCACCUGAAGGCCAGGCCCCCCAGGGGGAGGGCAGCGGGGCGCCGCCUUGGGCAGGAAGGGGGAGGCCUCUGUGGGGGCCCCAGCUGCCCGGGCACCGCGGGGCCAUUCCAGGCGGGGCUGGAGCUCCCGGUGACACCACAGCCCAUGGGACGGAGGCCAGUGCGGUGGAACUGGGGGCCCAGGGGAGGGGGCCCUGAAGCCCGGCCGAGCCCCGGGCCAGACCAGCAGGGGGCUCUGCACCUGCGCGCCUCCCUGUCUCCGGGGGGGGGGGGGGGCCUGGGGGACAGCAUGGGGUCACAGAGCACGCCCCAGGCCCCCUGAUCCCCGGCACAGUGGGCUUGGGCCCUGCUCACUGCCACCCUCGCCAACCCCUUGCCUGUUGGUCCCCACCCCGCCGCAGGCCUGGUCCUCUCGGGGGGCCCCGGAGGGGCCACGUCAGCCCAGGCCAUCUUGGGACCCCACAGUGAUGCCCUUCUCCCCUUCAGGUUCCGGGAGCGCUGGCUGUGCUGUGGCUCGGUGCCAUGACCCUGGUCUACCUCCUGUGGCAAGGGCACCUGUCCCCCACCUGGGGCCAGCUGCACCCCGAGGAAGGGCCCACCAGGCCCCGGGGCCACGGCUCCAGCCCGGCCCAGGAGCCCCUGCCAGGGGGGCCUCGGCAGCAGCAGCAGGACUCCUGCCGGCUUGUCCUUGUGGAAAGCAUCCCGCAGGACCUGCCCUCCGCGGCCGGCAGCCUGUCUGCCCAGCCCCUCGCCCAGGCCUGGUCGCAGCUGCUGGACGCCGCCCAGGAGAGCAUCCACGUGGCCUCCUUCUACUGGUCCCUCACGGGGCCUGACAUCGGGGUCAACGACUCGUCUUCCCGGCCGGGAGAGGCCCUUCUGAGCAAGCUGCAGCAGCGGCUGGCCAGGAACGUCUCCCUGGCCGUGGCCACCAGCAGCCCGUCGCUGGCAAGGAAGUCCACUGACCUGCGGGUGCUGGCAGCCCAAGUGGAGGCGCUGAUGGCAUCGGCUGAGGACCGAUGUGAGGGUCCACACGUCGACCCGACGUACAGGGCUGAGAGCCAGCCUCGCCACAGCGCCCCGAACUCUCGGCCAGGUGCCCAGGUGCGGUACGUGCCCCUGCGGAAGCUCACCGGCGGCGUCUUGCAUUCCAAAUUCUGGGUCGUGGACGCACGGCACGUCUACUUGGGCAGUGCCAACAUGGACUGGCGCUCCCUGACACAGGUGAAGGAGCUCGGCGUCAUCAUCUACAACUGCAGCCGCCUGGCCCGGGACCUGGAGAAGACCUUCCAGACCUACUGGGUGCUGGGGGCGCCGAAGGCCGUCCUCCCCAGAGCCUGGCCUCGGAACCUCUCGUCCCACAUCAACCGCUUCCAGCCCCUCCGGGACCGCUUUGAGGGGGUGCCCACCACUGCCUACUUCUCGGCAUCGCCUCCUCCGCUCUGCCCGCACGGCCGCACCGGGGACCUGGAGGCGCUGCUGGCGGUGAUGGGGGGCGCCCAGGAGUUCAUCUACGCCUCCGUGAUGGAGUACUUUCCCACCACGCGCUUCAGCCGCCCUGCCAGGUACUGGCCGGUGCUGGACACCGCGCUGCGGACAGCGGCCUUCAACAGGGGCGUGCGCGUGCGUCUGCUGGUCAGCUGCUGGCUGCACACAGACCCCAGGAUGUUCCCCGGCCUGCGGUCCCUGCAGGCUCUCAGCGACCCCGAGGCCGGCGUCUCCGUGGACGUGAAAGUCUUCAUUGUGCCUGUGAGGAACCACUCCAACAUCCCGUUCAGCAGGGUGAACCACAGCAAGUUCAUGGUCACAGAGAAGGCGGCCUACAUAGGCACCUCCAACUGGUCGGAAGAUUACUUCAGCAGCACCUCAGGGGUAGGCCUGGUGGUCAGCCAGAGGGCCUCCCGCGCUCGGCCGGGGGUGCCCACCGUGCAGGAGCAGUUACGGCACCUAUUCGAACGGGACUGGGAUUCCCCCUAUGCCGUGGGCCUGGACGGACAAGCCCAGGGUCAGGACUGCGCUUGGCAGGGUUGAGGUCCAGCCACACCUGAUUCCCUGGCCCCAUGGCUCCCGGUGGCCUGUCCCCACCCUCACAAGCCCUGCUCAGGGCCAGGACUUCCCAACUCCUGGCAGGUGCAAACUGUUUGCCAGCCCUCAGCUCUCUGAACCAUCCCCUCGUAAACCUCACCUCCUGCAGAGAGCCCUCCGGGAUGCGCCCCCCUGAUCUGAGAGCCACAGUCCCCACCCACAAGGGGGGUUGCUUCAGAGGCCCCCUGCACCUCCCUGCCUCUCUGUGUGAGUCCCACAUGGGCUGCACCCCCUCCUGCUGCUCCCAGGUCGGAGUUCAGCACCCCCGGCCCUGUGAGGGUCCACACGGCUGCCGGGUGAAGCUGCUGUCUGCCCGUGUGCCAUGAGAGCCGCUGACUCUCGCUGCCGUCCGGUCCCUGCCCACAGGAACCAGGGGACGGGGCAGAGGCAGGUGCCUGGACAGGGGGACCCAGGACUGUGAGGGCGGGUCUCGGAGAGGCGAGGUGGGCGCCUGGGCCCGUGGGGUGGUCCUGGUGCGUAGGGGGUCCAGGACUCCGGGCAGCGUCCAGAGAACCUGGUUUUGAGCAGGGGGCGGGGGCAGGGUGGGGACCUGGAUACACGCGGGCUGGAGCCCCCUGUCCUGGGAGCUGCCCUGCAGAGCGGAGGCCGACACUGCAGAGGCAGGGUCUGAAUCCCGUCGGACACCUCCCUCGGCUCCCAGCCUCCUGCUGGACCAGAGGCCUGUCUCCAGGCACCCCGGCCUCCGUCACCUCCUGGCUUCUGGCCAAGGCUUUGGAGCCCACCUGGCCCAUGGAGACCCUGUGGCUGCCCUAGGCUGGCGCUUGGGGCUGGCUCAGUGGUCCAAGGGACCUAAGGGAGUGGAUAGCAGAUCCUCCUCUCCCCACAUCUUGGGGCUCCUCCUCCCUGCCUCGCCCGGUCCCCUCUGCCCUGGAGAGAGCCAGAUGGGCUGGGGUGGGGCACCUUAUGCAUCCGUGUCCUCGUUGGUGAAGAGGGUCCCCCAACCCAGCCCGCCUCCCCGCCCAGCCCCGCACGGGUCCGGAGGGGGUGCCUGGGGGCCACGUGGCCCUGCAAGGCGUCCAGGGCCUCUGGGAGCUGGUCUGCGUGUGGGCCGCACUUGACCCAGCCAAGCCCCAGCGGCUGCCCAGCCUCCCACCCCGGGCUCACGUGCCGCACGGCAGCUCCCCUCGGGAGCAGACACCAUCCGAGACCCGCUCUGCUCUCCACGGCUGCCGGUGUGGGUUUGCCCUCUGCUUCCUGUGUGUCUCAGAGCGCGUGGCCUGUCCCCAGGCUCUGUGCCCCAGGCCACGCUGGGAUGACGGGUCCAGGGGCCCGGUGGCCAUCAGCCAGCGGAAGUGGUGGUCACACCUCGGUGGCAGGCUUGAAGGCCUGCGCCAAAGCAGACCCCACGGGAGACCCAGCUUGACGAGCCUCAAGAGACGCCCCGGGGGGCCUUGAUGCGGCUGCUUCUGGGGGGGGGCGGUGGACACACUCUAAAAUGUCCCCCACGUCCCCACCUCCCGGAACCCACAAUCCCGUGUGAUCCCCUCCGCUUGGGGGUGAGGAACCUUGCCUUCGCCUGUAGCCAAUAGAAUGUGCGGCGGUGACCGUGCGACGCAAGCUUG
Prionailurus viverrinus (fishing cat) is the source of this 3943-nucleotide messenger RNA. RefSeq names its product phospholipase D family member 4 (gene PLD4). Gene Ontology annotation, biological process: hematopoietic progenitor cell differentiation; phagocytosis. Gene Ontology annotation, molecular function: catalytic activity. The transcript is spliced from 10 exons. Bases 801 to 2306 code for a protein of 501 amino acids. The record is from RefSeq and is a predicted model, not a curated record. Gene Ontology annotation, cellular component: nucleus; endoplasmic reticulum; trans-Golgi network membrane. NCBI's taxonomy places the organism in Eukaryota, Metazoa, Chordata, Mammalia, Carnivora, Felidae.